UCCUCAGAGCCCUGCUGGCCACCGGGUUCUCCUCAGCCGUCCCGCGCACUCCGCGGGAGGAGCUGCCGACGGCCGUGACGCGUCAGGGAGGAAACGCCGGCGCCCGGCGGCCCUGUGGGGAAGGAGGAAGACCCGGCGCGCUCGGCUCCGCGCCCGCCGCGCCGGGAGGCAGCACCGCGGCGCCGGAUGGCUUUAUACUCUUGCAACGCAUAAGGAAUUUUUGAGCUCCCUAAGACAUGUUCAGUGAACUUCUUCUCAUCAUCAGAGGUUGCAUGAUGGAAGUUGAACAUUACCUCAAGAGGUUUUAUGUUUUGGAUUAGUUGUUUGUCCCAUGCUGACUCUACGGACUCUAUUUUGGCAUUAAAUGCAAAGAGAUUAUACCAUGGACUACAAGGAAAGCUGCCCGAGUGUAAGCAUUCCCAGCUCUGAUGAACACAGAGAGAAAAAGAAGAGAUUCACUGUUUAUAAAGUUCUGGUCUCCGUGGGCAGGAGUGAGUGGUUUGUCUUCAGGAGAUAUGCCGAGUUUGAUAAACUUUACAACACUUUAAAGAAGCAGUUUCCUGCUAUGGCCCUGAAGAUUCCUGCUAAGAGAAUAUUUGGUGAUAAUUUUGAUCCAGAUUUUAUUAAACAAAGAAGAGCAGGACUGAAUGAAUUCAUUCAGAACUUAGUCAGGCAUCCAGAGCUUUACAAUCAUCCAGAUGUCAGAGCAUUCCUUCUAAUGGACAGUCCAAAGCAUCAGUCGGAUCCGUCUGAAGAUGAGGACGAAAGAAGUACUCAGAAGCUACACUCUACCUCACCAAACAUCAACUUGGGACCAUCUGGAAAUCCUCAUGCUAAACCAACUGACUUUGAUUUUUUAAAAGUUAUUGGGAAAGGCAGCUUUGGCAAGGUUCUUCUUGCAAAACGUAAACUGGAUGGAAAAUUUUAUGCUGUCAAGGUAUUACAGAAAAAAAUAGUUCUCAACAGGAAAGAGCAAAAACACAUUAUGGCUGAACGUAAUGUGCUCUUAAAAAAUGUGAAGCAUCCAUUUUUGGUCGGAUUACAUUAUUCAUUCCAAACAACUGAAAAGCUUUAUUUUGUUCUGGAUUUUAUUAAUGGAGGAGAGCUGUUUUUUCACUUACAAAGAGAACGAUCCUUUCCAGAACACAGAGCAAGGUUUUAUGCUGCUGAAAUUGCCAGUGCAUUGGGUUACUUGCACUCCAUUAAGAUAGUAUAUAGAGACUUGAAACCAGAAAAUAUUCUUUUGGAUUCAGUAGGACAUGUUGUCUUAACAGAUUUUGGGCUUUGUAAAGAAGGAAUUGCUAUUUCUGAUACCACCACAACAUUUUGUGGGACACCAGAGUACCUUGCACCUGAAGUAAUCAGGAAACAGCCAUACGACAACACCGUGGAUUGGUGGUGUCUUGGUGCCGUCCUCUAUGAAAUGCUGUAUGGAUUGCCUCCUUUUUAUUGCCGAGAUGUUGCUGAAAUGUAUGAUAAUAUUCUUCACAAGCCCCUAAGUUUGAGGCCAGGAGUGAGCCUCACAGCCUGGUCCAUUCUGGAAGAACUCCUCGAGAAAAACAGGCAAAAUCGACUUGGUGCCAAAGAAGACUUUCUUGAAAUUCAGAACCAUCCUUUCUUUGAAUCACUCAGCUGGACUGACCUGGUACAAAAGAAAAUUCCACCACCAUUCAAUCCUAAUGUGGCCGGACCAGAUGAUAUCAGGAACUUUGACACAGCAUUUACAGAAGAAACAGUCCCAUAUUCCGUGUGUGUGUCUUCAGACUAUUCUAUAGUGAACGCCAGUGUGUUGGAGGCUGAUGACGCGUUUGUUGGUUUCUCUUAUGCACCUCCUUCAGAAGACUUGUUUUUGUGAACAACUUGCCAUUCAGAAACCAUCGAGCAGUUACACAUCCACAGAUGAGACUGAAACUCCUUUUGUGUGCAUAUAUUCAAAUAUGUAUAACGAGUGCCUAAUUUUUAUCUGUAAUGUUGAUAACUAUGAAAAGUGUAUUUUCUGCUGUAUGCAAGAAAAUAGGGCAUUUCAAAGAGCUACAUUUAGAAUUAAAAUUUGUAUUCUUGUUUAUUAAGCUUAUUUUUGAACAGAAAUUUUAAAAAGUUUUAUUCUUAGCAUUAACCUAUUUUUAAAGAAAACUUUUUUGCUAUUGACUGUUUUCUCCCUGAGUUUACACUAACAUCUACCCAAGGUGGACUGCUUUUUAACAGUCUAUUUCAGUUCAGUUAACAUAUAUUAAUACCUUUAUAAUGCUAUGCUAUGAGAACUAUGCAAUGGUACAUGGUUAUCCAAAAGAAACCAUAUCUUUCCAUGCUAAAUCAUGGUUUGAAAUAACUGACUAUUGCCAGGAUUAAGAUGUAAAAGCAUAGUUAUCACAUUGGCUGCUAGUUAACACUGAAUAACUGUUCAUUCCACAGAUCAUUUAACAUGCAACAAAAUGAAAUCAAUCAUUUGCUUUGGAAAUAACAACUCAAAUUUAUGAAUUCUUUAUCCUUUAGAAGAAAAGAACAGUUUAAUGGUUAGAAGUUUUAGGUAUUUCCAAAGAUCUAAAAGAUAAUAAAAAACUGGUUUUUUUUUAGGUGGUGCCAAAAAUGAAUGUCUCUGUGUCAUGUAUUUAUAUUACAAAAUAUAUUCUAUUUAUGUUCUGUUUGAUCUUUUAAAUGUUUAAUAUGCUGUUAAGUAACUAAAUCUUGGUAUUUGCUUUUGCAAAUAGCUGUUUCAAAGCUGUCUUCCUAAUGAGUUAAGUAAAAACAAAAAAAUGAUACUGAGCUUUCUAGAAUAUUUACUUAGUCUGGGUCAGUGUAAAUAAAUAAGGUUUGACUAUAAUGUAACAAAGGUUAAAAAUAAUUCCAAUGCAUAUUCAACAUCUUAUGUAUUUUAGAGUGUAGGAAACUGACCUUAAAAUCAUAAUGUGCCAGCUAAAUUAUACACUUAUAAUUGUAAAGAUUAACUAAAGAAAAACUAAGAGAAAAUAACUACAGAAAAACUAAAAAUGCUCAACUUGGAAUUCCAAGUCAUAGAGGAAAGGAUUUUGAAGUCCUAAUAGGAAGCAUUGUUAAGAAAGAGUUGAGGGACCCAGUUUAAAUGUUUCAGCAAUCAAUCAUUCCAAGCCUUCUCCCGAGAAAUCACCAGAGCAUUUCUCACCAAUGCCCUUUGGCUCUAAAAUGCUCAGCAGAAUUGAGGGGAGGGGAGGUUGAUCAUAUUUACAUUCAGUACACUGAAUCUUCCUUAAGAGGUAAGACUUUAAUAUCUACACUGUAAAUAUUUGGUUUGUUUGACACUACUGUAAGUUUUGCUUUUACAUAAAAUUCUUUGGUUAUAACUCAAAAAUAAAACUUCUAUUGUUUUUUUUUACUUAGCCAUUAUUGAACUGCCAAAAAUUAAAGUGCAAUAUUGUAUAUUUUUUAAGAAUUAAACAGGAUUUUGAUGUUUUAGGAUCAAAAGAAUAAAUUCAUAUGCAGUAUAAUAAAAUUAGAAAAGAUGAAUGAUCA
This is a messenger RNA of Ochotona princeps (American pika), 3486 nucleotides long. It is a transcript of the gene SGK3, whose product is annotated as serum/glucocorticoid regulated kinase family member 3. The transcript is spliced from 18 exons. Gene Ontology annotation, biological process: protein phosphorylation. The coding region runs from base 365 to 1855 and encodes 496 amino acids. NCBI's taxonomy places the organism in Eukaryota, Metazoa, Chordata, Mammalia, Lagomorpha, Ochotonidae. Gene Ontology annotation, molecular function: ATP binding; protein serine/threonine kinase activity; phosphatidylinositol binding. The record is from RefSeq and is a predicted model, not a curated record.